Molecule: messenger RNA, 5594 nt
Organism: Bacillus rossius redtenbacheri
Lineage: Eukaryota; Metazoa; Arthropoda; Insecta; Phasmatodea; Bacillidae
Exons: 2
Coding region: 1370-3436 (688 amino acids)
Cellular component (GO): nucleus
Molecular function (GO): DNA binding
Source: RefSeq, a predicted model, not a curated record
GUAAAUUUUUAGUAAAUCGCUUGAAAAUGCUAAAUUAAAGAAGUUAAUAUCUAGGUACAUGGUACCUAUACGUAAUAUGUAUUUACUAUACGCGCAAAAUAAACAAAACAACUUUUGUUUACAAGAAGUUUGGCAAAAUAAAAAUAUAGUAUAAACACAAAAUUGCGAAAAAAUCAAUAAACAAUAUACAUUUAUCAAACACAUUCAUUCUCAACACUCACCAAGUUUAUCUAUUUAUUGUCUGAACUAGAUUCUGAUGCAUCAGAUUCAUUUGCCGGGAUGUCAACGUCAUCUUAGUCGCCGCUGUCGUCACGUGUUAUUCAAGUUGUCUGUUUGUUUUCGCCAGUCACGAACAAGUUUUUCACUUACUGAAAAUUCUCUUCCAUGCUCUUCUGCAAAUGCGAUUACGCGCAACUUGAAAGUGGCAGUAUACGAAUUGUAUUUACCCAUAUUUUUACAAAAUGAACUUUCUCAAACUCUGCAAUUACCGGUACUUUCCACUCCAAUGCAAACGAGAUAAAACAAUGGCAUCACAGCAUCUUAUCUUCCACACACAUUCCUUCCUCCCACACGGCCAAUUAGGACAUGCCGCUCAAGGUUGGACCAAUGAUAAGCGCCACACGCCACGUGAAAGCAGGCUGUUCCAUUGUGUUUACGGCUGAUCCGAUCGCGCCACACGCCACAUGAAAGCAGGCUGUUCCUUUGUGUUUACGGCUGUUCCAUUCGCGCGUCGCGCCUCAGUCGCCGUCAAUAAAUAAGGGUGCGACGAUUAUGAGGAGAAUCUUAAAUACCAAAUUCAUUACCUCAAACAAUAGGUGCGACGAUUAAGCGAUGGCGACGUUUAUUCGAGUAAAUACGGUAAUAGUUAUAUUUUAAUAUUUAAUUAUUGUAAUGUCAUAAUAUAUAAUAUUGUUGAAUAAGUGUCAAUAAGCUACAGCCACGAACAAUAGACUCUGAUUUCUAAUUUCAUCAACAAUAGACAUUACAUCAUUUACAGCACUUAAUUUGAAAUUUAUCAUGAACUGAAUUUGUUUGAAAUUGUUUUAUGAUAUUUUGGUAUUUAAUUGUUAUUUAUUAUUAAUUCGUUCUAUUUUUCUCACUUACCUGUAUCUUGCUGCGUACAUGUGUACGAAGGCAUCCUGUUAUGUUUUUACCGCAGCCAAUCAGUAAUUGGAUUUUUAAAGCUAACAAUAAGACUUUUGUACAACAGUGAGAAAUAAGAGAAUAGAGAAAAAAAAUGUCAUAGGCAUCCUGCGUAAGGCUUUGCCCGAUGCCGAUGUGUAGAAAUUUUUAUAUAAUUUAAUUGAUUUAUUACUUGUGGUAAUAAAUAAUAGUGCAUCCGAUUCUACACGAUGCCGGAGCGUGCCAUAUGGUGCGCAAUUACAUACGGAAAAAGAAACCUCCAGGAUAUUCAAAAGAUGACAUAAUUAUUGCUAUAAGGCAAGUUCAGUCUGGUGAACUGACAGUGUAUAAGGCAGCUAAGGUAUAUGGAAUUCCCAAACCAACAUUGUACAUGCAUGUUCAUGGGAGAAGAGGGGUCAAGAGCAAAUCCAUGGGGCGCCCAACAGCAUUGCCUGAAGAAGAUGAAAGAAAAAUAGCAGAAGCUGUAAAGAUUAUGGAAAAAUGGGGAUUCGGCCUAUCAAAAAAAGAAUUUUUGGAAACGAUUGGGAGAUAUGUAAAUGCGAAUAAUAUAUCCACUCCAUUUAAGAAUGGUGUACCAGGUGAUGACUUUUUUAUUAGAUUCAAGAAGACAUGGAGGUUGAGUUUGAAGAAACCACAAGGUGUUGAAGCAUCCAGAAAGAAAAGUAUCGACCCAUUUACAAUCAGCAACUAUUUUGACAUGUUGCAGACUUUGACUGGUAAUGUUCCGCCAACUCAGAUCUGGAAUCUAGAUGAAACUAGUUACUGCCUAGACCCCAGUAGGAUGAAAGUAGUUGGUGAAACUAAUACUCCGUCUCACCGCGUAACUAGUGGUUCAGGGAAAGACAUCAUCACUGUCUUAAUGUCAGCAAAUGCCAUGGGUGAGAAAUUACCACCUCUGAUAGUAUUCAAGGGGAAGAAUGUGUGGGAUUCAUGGAUGGCACCACCUGGGGAAGAGUUCCCUGGAUUAUCUUAUGCUGCUACUAAAAAUGGCUGGAUGGAAGGGGAAACAUUUGGUAACUAUUUCACUAACAACUUUGUUAGAAAUAUUCGUGCUUACAGCCCUGCUGUACUGAUUUAUGAUGGUCACAGCUCUCACAUUUCUCUUGAACUUGUUCUGAAAGCUAGACAAGAAAACAUUGUGAUCUUGAAGUUACUACCACAUAGCAGCCAUGUCUUACAGCCUUUAGAUCUUAGUGUCUUUAGGCCUCUGAAACUCAAAUGGGAUGAGGAACUCAUCAAAUGGCAAAGAACACACUAUGGGGAAAAACUUCCAAAGGACACAUUCUCAUCUAUUAUUUCCAAGAUAUGGACAGAAUUGGAUCCAAAAGUGAUUAGAAGCGGAUUCCAGAAAGGGGGAAUAUAUACCUUUUGUUCCAAUGUAAUUCCGAAGGAAUUGUAUCCACCAGAAGCAUAUAUGAGAUGGUUGAAUUCUCUACAAAACCCUCAAAUUCCAUGUGAUUUGGGGUCAGCUCGUUCAGAUGUAUCUACUCCACCAGUGUCUGGCGAUGGAGUGGAAGCUGCAGAAAUGACACCACCAUUUUCUAGAGCAGAUAUAUCUACAGAGCCUGUUCUAUCAACAUUUCAAGAAAAUGCUGCUUCACCUUCAACUUCAGCCUGUCAUGCAGAAGAAGCAUCAGCAGUUAUGCAGCCAUCAAUUUCUCAAAACAACGAACCCAUAGCAACAACACAUACUAUUCCAAAGAAAAAGACAUUUGAGGAGAUUUUAUUAGAACAAAUGAAACAUGUUCCAAGAAAGACUACCACAAGAAAACGGAUCUGCAAGGGUGCUGAAGUUAUUACUUCAGAGGAAGCUUUUAAAAGAAUGAAAGAAGCUGAAAGUAAAAAGAAAGACAGCGAAAAUCAGAGAAAGAGAAAACAGAUGACACUACAAUAUGAAGAAAGUGAGUCUGAAGAUGAUCCUCUAGACAUAACCUACAGUUCUGAAGAGUGUGAUCUAGACCAGGAGAGAAGAGAAACAGAAGAAGAAACUCAUUUUAUUAAAGAAAUUAGCAAAGACUUAAAAAAUUUGUGUGUUGAUGGUUGGGUAAUUGUUAAGUUUUCAGGUAAGAAAACAUGGAAAAUGUAUGUUGGUCAGAUAACCAUGCGAGAACCAUGCCUGGAGGCAAAAUUCGCAAGACGAAUUAGAUCCACAUCUUCAUUUUCGUGGCCAGAUGUGGAAGACAGAAGCACAAUAUUGUUUGAAGACAUUAUUAAGUUUUUGCCUUCUUCAGUUAUUGACAAGCGGGGCAAACUUAAGUUUGACGUGUCUUUCGAUUCAUACAAUGUGUGUUGAGUGGAAAAGUUGAUGUGUUUUUGCCUUCCCCAGUUACUGACAGGAGUGUGUCAAGUUUAAGUUUUUUUUUUGGUCUUACAAUAUGUGUUGAGUUGUUGAUCUGUAUAUAAACAUGGUAAGUUAAAGCUCUUUGAUGUAUAAAAUACAUAGUGUAGUGAUACAUUAACUUUUCACUUCCCCCAGCCAUAUCGCAUGCUUUACAAAUUGAAAAACCAUUUACAGUUACACUUGCCCCAUACAUAACAUACACUUACCCCAUAAUAUGGGGUAAGUGUAACACAUAAAAAAUUUUUUAUAUUAAAAACUUCCUGAGCACAAACACUAGCACUUACAAUGUUGUAUUUUCAACCACGCUUACUUAACACAUGAAUUGUAGUCUUCAAGGAAUCUGAUCAAAAUCUGGAUAAUAUUAAGCAAACUAAAACAGGUUUAGCAUGAAGUAAUAAAUUUAUAGGUUGCACUUACCCCGGAGCACCUUAAUUGUUUAAUUAUAACCAUCCAUGGGAAAAAAUUGAGAUAUUAAAUAAUACACUCUUUGUAAUUAUUUUUUGUUUAAAACCAAAACAAAGUCUGAAAUUGCAAAAUUUUAAAUUAAUAAACUUGUAAACAUGAAGAAGCACACAAGCAAUUUCCCAUGUAUGAUAUUUACUUGAAAUAACAACCUAUCAUUAAAUGAUUCAUAGUAUCUAUUUUUUUACACACAAAAAAAAAACAAUGGUUCAAAAAAGCCACUGCCAACUCUCUCAGGACAAUGAGAUCAUCUGCUGAAACCAGAAAACAAAAAGUUAACAUGUGUUUAAUAUAAUAUCCAAGUUAUACUCAAAAGUAACAUGGAAAUGAGUGAACACUUAUUUUCACAAUUUCUUUAAUAAAUGCAACAAACUUGAUAACAAAGUAUUUAUUAAAUUGCAUAGCUCGUUUGUUCAUGUUUCUUCAUUUUCUAAGGUUUUCCAACUGCUAUGAGGGUGCAAUCUGGCAAUUCGAAGGGAUUUUGAUGGUUUCUUAACAAUCUUCUCUGCCUUCUCCUCCAGUUCGAUAGCUAGCAGAAAGGCAGCCAAGGCCAUUGUGUAGAACCUGAAAUAUUUUACAAACAUUAACUAAAUUAGUGUAAUAUAGUUUGGUAGGCUACUAAUUGUUAACAAGAGGGCCUGAUUAAUAAAAAUAAUUUUUAAGAUGGUAUUAUUGAGCUAAUAUUCCUCGAUGUAACGCAUAACUGCAUUCAUUUUUCUUUAAUCUCUAAAAACAAUUUUAACUUUUCGACUUCUUUUCCAACAAUUCUCCAUGAGUGUGUUGUAAUUCUUUAAGCAGUUAAACUAGAAAUAUGCCAUUUUAAUAGCUUGUUAGGUUAGGUAAAUCAAAAAAUUUAGACAUGAGAAUGAUUGGUUGGCUUAAGUAAGCUACAUUAAAAAUACUGUGUGAUUUUGUGAACUGUUUCUUAAGUUAUGUUACCAACAAAAAUAAUAGGUAUAAACUGUAAUGUGGUUGGUUAGGUUAGAGUUAGCUGUGUUACAAUAUAUAAUUCUUAAAAACUGUUAAAAUGAGUUCACAGUAUAUUUAAUAUAACUACCAUAACCUAAUAAACUGACUACACUACUUUCAAGUAUUUGUAGUUAACCUAAUCAAACCAGCCAUUCCCACCAUUAAGUUUGUUAGAUGAAUUAAAAAUAACAAAAAAAUAGUGUGGAUCUGUGUGAAUGGUUAGUUAAGUUAGGUUAGUUACAUUAAUUGUACUACAAAAUAUGUGUGGAUGGUUGGUUAGGUGAGGUAAGCUUAAUUUUCUAUUAGUAAAACAAUGUUACAGUAUUGAUAGCCUAUGUUAAUUAUUGGAAUUAAUGUCUGAAAACUAAUAAAUAAUUAAAAAAAAAAAACAUAUGGACAAGUAGCUUUUCACCAGAUUUACCUCAUUAUACAAUAUUUAAAAUGUAGCUAACCUAACCAACUGUAGACAUGAAUAGGUUUGCAGUAUUUGAAGUGUAGCUAACCACACAUAACCAACAAUUUAAACAGUAAACAACUUGAAAUAUCUCAACAGAAAUAAGUAUCAAGGUUAAUAAUAGGAACUCAAAAUUAGCGUUUUCAUAAACUUAUUUUUAUAAUAAAGCCUCGCCUCCCCUACAUAAAAGCUCGGAAUGUUAUUUAAUAGAAUCAUCCUGUUUAA